AUGAAUGAUUUGUCUGAAAUACCCAUAUUAAUCAUCGAUGAAAAUCAACAUCUAAGAAAAUAUUCAUUGAAUCAAUCGUCAAUUAUACAAGACGACGAUAGUCAAACAAUAGUUACUGAACAAAACGACGCUGAUAGACAAAGUGAUUCAUCUGACUUCGAGAUUAUUCAAUCAAUUGAUGGUAUCAAUAACGUUGAGGAGGAACAUGUCUGCCAAGAAACAUCACUGUGCGUUUUAUCAACGGCAGAUUUACUCCGUGAAAGACUUGCAUUUGUAACGGGUGGAACAUCUCAUAAUUGUCCAAUUCUUACAUUCCCCGACAAUCCACAAAUUGAAUUAACGCAAGAUAAAUAUAAAAAGCUUGUUGCUUAUUUAACACAAGUACCGAGUGAAAACGAACGGCAACUUGGCUUUGUACUUGUAAUCGAUCGUCGAUUAGAUCGAUGGGUAGCUGUUAAAUCGAUAAUGGCGUUUAUUGAAGAUGAUUUUCCAUAUUCAAUUAAAUGCAUUUAUCUGCUUCGGCCAAACUCCUGGAUGCAACGAGCAAUAUCUCGUAUAACUAUUUUAAAUGAAAUAACAUGUUCACAUCCUUUGAUUGUUUGUCGAACAUUAGCUGAACUACAUGAACAUUUAGAUGCAAGUCAAUUAUCAAAAGAUUUAGCUGGUCAUAUUGACUUUCGUCUAUUUGAAUGGAUUGAACGAAGAGCAGCCAUCGAAAAACUAACUCAGUCAAUUCACGAAUUAAGUGAAAUGCUACUUGUUUUUAUGAAGCAAUGUGAUGAAAUCGAAUUUCCCAAUGCUGUUGAAUCCACCCAACAGCUACUUUUACAACACUCAACACAAAAAAAUGAGCUUGAACAAGAAUUACGACGAAUAAAAAUGUGGGGCCAUUCACUCUUAUGCAUUAUUCGUCAACAACAUAAACAUACGUCCUCAAUUAAUAAUAAUAAUUCACUAGAAGAAAAUCAUGAUAUUCAAAAUCUUGCAUUAUCACCCGAUCAAGCUGCGCAUGCUCGUGCUUGUGCCAACGCACUGACACAUGUUGACAAUAGUGAAUCUGUUCUUUCACAAUUUUGGAUUUUACACGAAUCUCGACUAAAUCGUUGUCUUGCUUUACGUCGUUUUGAACAGCGUUUUAAAGAAAUUCAGUCUAGUUUUACUCAACUAUAUAAUGAUAUAAUUCAAUUGCCUGAUCUAAAUACAAGUUUACAUUUAUUUGAAUGUUGUCGAACUGAUAAUAGUAAUACUCGAGAAGAAAUUGAUCAAACAUUGAUUCAAGUUGAUGACCUUUCCGAACGUGCGCAAACAAUGAUCAGUCAUGCAACCCUACUAGCAAAUGAAGGCCUUGACUUGAUCAUGGAACAACAGAAACAAAAAUCGAUGGCCUAUGGUAUCGAUUCAAUUGAACCCAAAUGUCAAGAAUUGAAUGAAAUGAAAAAGAAGUUAACGGAACAAGUCGAUGAAAAACGAAGUAAUCUGCAAUUGUUAAGAACCUAUAUCGAUAAACUUGAAUUAAUUAAUGAUUGGUGCACACGCGGUAAAGAUAUGUUAGCCAUGCAUCCCAUACAUCUAUCCAAUGAUAAAGCUAUCCGUUCUCUCAGUGAACUUGAACAUUUUCUUGGUGACUUAUCAAAGAUUAAUUUGACUGAGCUACAACAUUCAUUAACACCCGAACCACUUCGUUCCAUGAUUAUUCAAGUAUUCAAUCGUGUUAAUGAUGUUCGAGAUCUAUGUGAAAAACGUUGUGAACAAUUACGUCGAUUAUCUGUGCCGAUAAAUCGACCUGUACAACGUGUUCAUCCUUUAUCAUUACAACAGAACGAAUCCCUUAAUCUUAUUGAUAUUGAUCAUAAUCUAUCGUCAUCGUCAUCAUCAACAUCAUCUAAUAAUAACAAUAAUAAUUUAAUAAACAGUGAAUGUACUCUAACUCAUAAUGCUAAAAUGGACAAAAAACAAAGACAUGUUGUUACCGAACUAUUAGCCACGGAACAAGUUUACGUCGAAGAAUUACGUGCAGUCAUCGAAGGUUAUAUGCUUAAAUUCGAUGAUCCAGAAAGAUACCGUUAUUUACCUCCGGCUAUUCUACAAAAUAAAUCCGUUCUUUUUUCUAAUCUACCUGAUAUCUAUAGAUUUCAUGCUACAUCAUUUCUUCGUGAUCUUCAACUAAUAUAUGAAGAUUCAUCGUUAGUUGAUACAUGCUCUAUGGGUAGCACAAUUGCAGCGUGUUUUGUUAAGCGUAAAUCAAAUUUUAAACUAUACGAAAAAUAUGUUGUUAAUAAAUCUCAAUCAGACCGUGUAUGGGAACAAUUUUGUUCUGGACAUACAUUUUUUACAAAAAUUCAACAAUCAUUGGGUCAUCGUCUACCAUUAGAUUCAUAUUUACUAAAACCAAUACAACGAAUGGCACAGUAUCAACUUUUACUAAAGGAAAUGAUUAAAUAUACACGUGAUGAACAAGAACGUUUGCAGUUACAAGAAGCACUUCGUGUUAUGCUCGGUAUUCUAAGUAAUUUAAACGAUGUUAUGCAUUCGACACAAAUUGUCGGCUAUCAUGAAAAUUUAAAUACAUUAGGCCGAAUACGUUUACGUGGUGAAAAUUGUUUAAUAUCGAAAGAAAAACGUCGCGGAACAGUUUAUACACGAACAAAAACAAGUACAAGAGAUGUAUUUUUAUUUGAACGUGAUAUAUUAUUAUGUAAGAGAAAAGAUGAAGGAAAUGGAAAAUCUAUUCAAUACCAAUUUAAAGAAAUUAUCAGAGUUGCUGAUAUUGCUGUAUGUACGCAUCCGAAAAAUAAUCGAAAUAGAUUUGAACUUGUGCUUAAAGAUUGGUCAUAUAUCAUUCAACUUCAAAAUAUGCCUUCCAACGGUGAAAAAGUGGAAGAAUUGAGUGUACGUUGGAUCGAUACAAUUAAAAGUUGUGUUACACUACAGACAGAACAACGGCGAGCUGAAAUGAAACAACGAAGUGCUUCAUUAGAUCAUUCAGCAAAUGCCCACCGUCGACAUAUGCAACAUCGUGCAACUGUUGCUAUCCGAGCUCAAGAAUUUGACGAUGCUGAUGACGAUGAUGAAUCUACUAUGCCGAAUCCAUUGGUAGAUACAAGUAAAACGAUGACUAAAAGAAAUAGCAAAGGCUCAAUAAACAAUAAUGUUGCACGUUUAUGA
This is a messenger RNA of Rotaria socialis, 3165 nucleotides long. The record is from the annotation of a GenBank genome assembly. NCBI's taxonomy places the organism in Eukaryota, Metazoa, Rotifera, Eurotatoria, Philodinida, Philodinidae.